Messenger RNA from Phaedon cochleariae (mustard beetle), 1990 nucleotides. The record is from the annotation of a GenBank genome assembly. Lineage: Eukaryota; Metazoa; Arthropoda; Insecta; Coleoptera; Chrysomelidae.
CAAUAUUUGACAAUGACAGAAUAUAAUAUUUGUUUUUGUCUGUUGUUUAUUUCCAUUCCGUAUACCAUCUCCAUCAAACUUCCAACUUCUCAAAGAGAAUAUCCUUAAACAUCCAAGAAUUUAUGAUAUAAUUUUGCAAUAUCAACUCCGAAUUAAAUACCAGAAAGAUGACUGCUCCAACAGGCGCCGGUGAUUCGAAUAAAGGACGAUCUGUGGCCUUUAAGGAUAAGAGCAAACCCGCCGAUGUUAGAACCAGCAACAUUAAUGCCGCAAAAGCUGUAUGUGAUGCCAUUCGUACGAGUUUGGGACCUAGAGGAAUGGACAAAAUGAUCCAAUCAGGAAAUGGAGAAGUAACUAUCACCAAUGAUGGAGCAACCAUUCUAAAGCAAAUCAAUGUUAUACACCCUGCAGCAAAAAUGCUGGUAGAAUUAUCAAGAGCCCAAGAUGUGGAGGCUGGAGAUGGCACAACAUCUGUUGUAGUGAUAGCUGGAGCUUUAUUAGAUGCUGCAGAAAAACUUCUGCAUAGAGGCAUCCAUCCAACAGCUAUUUCAGAAUCUUUCCAAAGGGCAGCAGUACUUGCUUUAGAUAUUUUGGAUGGCAUUUCCACUCCUGUUGAAAUCACAAACAGGGAGUUGCUGAUAAAAUGUGCCUCAACUUCUCUCAAUUCCAAAGUUGUAUCACAACAGUCCAGUCUUUUGGGACCAUUAGCAGUAGAUGCUGUUCUGAAAAUAGUUGAACCAGGCAUGUAUCAAACACCCUUGUGUAGAGAACAAGCUUGCAAUUUAUCAGACAUUAAAGUAAUCAAACAGUUGGGUGGGACUGUGGAGGAUACAGAACUCAUUGAUGGAAUUGUUUUCCCUCAAAGAUCUUCAAAUGUAUCUGGGCCAAAGCGUAUUGAAAAAGCUAAAAUUGGUUUCAUCCAGUUCUGCAUUUCCCCUCCUAAAACUGAUAUGGAUCACAAUGUAGUGGUAUCUGAUUAUGCUGCUAUGGACAGAGUACUCAAAGAAGAAAGGACUUACAUUCUCAAUAUUGUUAAACAGAUCAAAAAGGCAGGGUGCAAUGUCCUCUUAGUCCAAAAAUCUAUCUUGAGAGAUGCUGUGUCUGAUUUGGCUUUGCACUUUUUGGAUAAAAUCAAGUGCAUGGUCAUCAAGGAUAUUGAAAGAGAAGAUGUUGAGUUUGUUUGUAAAUCUCUGGGAUGCAGACCCAUAGCAUCUCUGGAUCAUUUUGUUGCUGAAAAUUUGGUUGGUGCUGAUCUGGUUGAGGAAGUGGGGGUGGCAGGAAACAGGAUGGUCAAGAUAACUGGUGCCCAGAACGCGGGCCGAACCAUCACCCUACUGGUCAGAGGGUCCAACAAGCUGGUGCUCGAAGAGGCGGACAGAUCGUUGCACGACGCCCUCUGCGUCAUCCGGUGCCUGGUGCGCAAGAGGGCGCUGAUAGCGGGCGGGGGCGCGCCCGAGAUCGAGGUGGCGUUGAAGUUGGCGGCGCAGGCGCAAAAGUUGGACGGCGUCGACGCGAUAUGCACGAGGGCGUACGCCAACGCGUUGGAGAUCAUUCCGUUCACUCUGUCGGAGAAUGCCGGACUGAACCCGAUUCAGACUGUUACAGAGUUGAGAAAUCGUCACGCUCUCGGAGAGACGUCAGCUGGAAUUAAUGUCCGAAAAGGUUGCAUUACUGAUAUUUUGGAAGAAAAUGUCGUUCAACCUCUCUUAGUCAGCACAUCUGCCUUGAGCUUUGCAACAGAAACAGUGAGAUCUAUUUUGAAAAUUGACGAUAUUGUCAAUACUAUGACAUAAGAUCUGGACGUUCCAAGAGUAUUAAUUUAUUAAUCGUACUUUGAUUGAACCGUUCAAUCGAGAGAAAUUAAUCACGCUUUCAUUAAUCAUUACAUUUCUUGUCAGUGUUAAUCUAUUAGUUCUUCAAUAAAUCGUUAACAAUGCGAAAUGUCUACUAAAAAUUUGAAAUUAAUCCGUAUCUGAGAUGUUUUGUGCUC